AUGGAAAUUAAAGAAAAACAAGAUGAUCCUGUGUUAAUUUUUGACACAACAAAUAGCAUAAAUCAUCUCACAGGAAACGAAUUUUAUUUUUUUUCUAACCAUGACGCAAAAGAACAUAAAAAAAAUUAUUCUCAGAAUUCUCCACCCAAGGAAACAUAUCAAAACAAUCACACCACAGAACUUGCUGUAGAUAUAAACAAAAAGAAUAACAAUGUAGAAAAUUCUAAAAAAAAAAAUGAUAAAUAUGGCCAAAGGGAAAAAGAAAUAAUUAACAAGAAUAAGAAAAAUGAUCAAGAUAAAGAGACAAAAUUAUAUCCAUUAAAUGACACAUGCAACCGUAAUACACAUGAUUAUUUGUUUUCAAAAUGUAUGGAUAAAAAACGGACUUACGAAGAAAGAGAAAGAUUUGUUUUUGAGCAAGAAUAUGGCAAAGUUACUAAUAUAUAUAAUGUAGACGACAUUUUGAAAAUUAUAAACAAUUUAAAUUCGAUCAGAAAAGAAAUUGAAACUGUAAUAUAUAAAAAAUUAGAAAAAAGAUAUAAAGAUUAUCUUAUAAAUUCAGUUAAAAUUAGAGAGAUAGAAAAUUACAUAUCAAAUAUUAACGAUUUAGUAGUCGAUAAUAUGAAUGAAUUAAAAGCAAUACAAGAUAACAAAUAUAAAGAAACCUUAAAUAUAAUAGAAUUGGUUAAAAAAAAAAAAAAAAAUCAAAAAAUCAAUUCAGUUAUUUUAAUUAUUUAUAUUAUCUCUAUUUUUGAUAAAAUCAUUUUUAGAAACAUUUUAAAAAAAAAUUAUGAGUAUGCAUCUUUAGUAUAUUACGAGAUGUCUAAUUUAAUAAAUGAUAAUAUUAAAUUAUUAAAAAAUAUUAAUUGCAUACGUGCAUUAAAAGAAAAAAUGUCUUCGGAAUACCUAAAUAGAUUAAAACAAAAAAACCAAACAGACUUCAUUGAGUUUUUAUUUUCAAAUAAUUCUAAAAAAAACUUAGAAAUACAAAUACAAGUUUCUUUCAAAAUAUAUUACCUGAUUUAUAAAUCAAAAUCUUCAAAUUUUAUUGAGAAUUUAUUAGGUUAUGUAUAUCAGUGUUUUCGGAAAAUUUCAAAGCAAGUUAUUCUAUCAUUUGUAAUUAUACAAAAAAAAAAGGAUACUUUUAAAGGUGCCCUUUCACAAAAUGCGGAAGAAAAAGAAAGAAACAGAGACAGAGAUGUGGAAAAAAGGGAAGCAUCUAAUGGAGAGCUAAAAGAAGAAAUUAUGUUUUUAAAUGAUAAAUCCAUAAAAACAUUUGACAGUGAAUUAAAAAAUACUCCUAUAUUGGAAAAUACUAACAAAACAGUAUUAGCGGAAAGGGUAUUAAAAGAAGAUAUACAUAAAAUAAGUAAAAGUUCAAGUGAUAUAGAAUUAAAAUAUAAUGAUGAUUUGAAAAAUAUUAAAACGUUUAAAAAUGCACAUAAUAAUAAUGGCAUACAAAAUUCACGCACUGAUAAAUACGAAAUAAACAAGCAAAAGGAAACAGUACAUCCAUCAGAAAAUAUUAGUGGUCUAAAUACUGCAUGUGAAAACGAUAUAAAUCAAAAUCAAGAUGAAGAUAAUUUGUUGUUUAUUCCCUUAAAUGAAUUAGUUUAUAAAUUAAAUGAAAAAGAUAGUUAUGUCUCGAUGGUCAAAAUUUAUGAAAUCACAUUUGAUAUUCUUAACAAAUAUGAUUUUAUCAUAAUAUAUUUAUUAAGUUGCUACAAAAAUUAUGCAUCAAAAUUAGUAAAUAAGGAUGAGGCAGAUAAAAAAACGAAUUUGGACGAAAAAAAAGAAAAAGGUAUUCCCAUUAAUUAUGAAAAUCUCCAUUCACAAAAUUCCAUUAAAAUACAUCAUGAUCUAAAUUCUAUAAAAUACAAUGACCAUAAAUAUAAUAACUGCGAAAUUCUAAACGAUAAUAAGACAAAAUAUGGUCAUAAAUUUCAGAAAGAAAAAACAGAACAAGAUCAAAAAGAUAAUGCUGAUGAUCCCCAUUUUAAUUUCUAUGAUAUAUUAAAUUUUCAUAAAAAUAAAAAAUAUAAUUCAUUUUUUUCACAAUUUUCCAAAAAUAUAAAUUCGUAUAAUUCACCAUCAGACAUCCUUUUUAUGAAUAAUAAUAAUGAAUGUAACAAUAAAAAUAAUAACUACUCAUUUUUAGACAAAUAUUCAAAUAUAAAAGAUCAGAUAGAAAAUUAUUUAAUGGACCAAAUAACUAAAUAUGAAUACUGUGAAGAAUAUGCAAACUUUUCUCGAAAAUGUGCAAAUAUAUUCAUAAAUUCAAAAAAUAAAUUUUUAAAAAAUAUAGAAAAAGUAAUAAAAACAAUUGUUGAAAAUAUACAAUUCGAUGAUUUUGAUUUCAACUAUGGAUUAGGAUUUAUAGUUAUUACUAUUAUUUUUUGUAUUCAUUCUUUUCUUUUUGAAAAUGAUUGCUCAAAUAAAUACAUAUACAAUUUGAAAAUAUAUGAAUUAAACACAGCUCAUCCAAAAGAUCACGAAGACACCAAAAAUCCUAAUUCUAACGAAGAAGCAUGCGAAUUGAAUGAUACAAAUAUGGUUCUAAAUAAUAGUAUAACAAAUAAAAACGAAAAAGAGAAAAACAAAAAUUUGAAACAGUCAUGGAAAGAAUACUUUCUCAACGAUGUUCCAUGUACAAAUAUUUUUGAAAAGGAAAGUAUAGAUAUUUUUUAUAGCAUAAUAGAAAACAAUAUAAUUUUUAAAGAAAUAGAAAAAAAUAUUAAAAAUAAUCUUUCAAAAAUACUUUCUAUGAAUAUUCGAAAAUUAAGCAACACUAUUAAUAAUGAUACAUGGGUAAGAAUCCCAACUAUAAGAAAUAAGUCUAUUUUAAAAAAAAAAAUUAAAAUUUCUGGUGUUAUAUCGUUUUAUAAAAAAAUAUUUAAUAAUUUUUUAAAUAUUCCUUUUUCGGAAAAUCCAUUAAUGAAUUUUAAUUUCGAAACAUUAGAAGAAGAUCUUUCCUCAUAUAACAUAUUAAAUGAACCUUUGGAAGAGGAAAUAAAUUACAUCGGUUAUUCAGAAAAUAAUACUGCUAACCAAGUAUCUUCUGGAAAUGUUACUUUAGAAAAACAGAGCACAUAUCAACCUAAUGAUACAAAAAAUUUGAAACGAAAAAGUGAAAAGAAAGGUGCACAAAAUAAUGUCGAUAAUAAUGAAGAAGGAAAAAAAGAAAACCUACACAAUUUAAUAAAUGAUAAAAACAAAAUAUAUAGCAUGAAAGAUUUUGAAAUUGUUAAUUUUGACAUAGUUUCAUCAUACUCUACAAAUAUGCUAAUAUCAGUACUUCAGAAAUAUCUUGAACUUAAUGAAUUAUUACCCAAUUUAAGAGAUGAAAUUCAUAAUAAUAUUUUUAAAACAAUUGAUUUAUAUAUAUAUAUGUUAUGUUAUUAUUUCAUGAAAAAGGAAACAAUUGAUGAACUUAUCGUUGAUCCAAAACAAUGCAAUGAAAGACUUGGAUUAAAUUGUAUAUAUUUUAUUAUAAAAAGACAAGAAAAAUAUAAAGAACUAUAUUCUUUCUUAACUUCUUAUAAUGAUAAAAUUAAAAAUGAGCAAAAUCUAUGCAACCUAGAAAAUUUGAAUAUAAAUAAAAGUAACUUGCCCCAAACACAAUCUAGCGUAGACAAUUUUAACAAAAAUAAUAUUACAGAUAAUAAAAAAUAUCAUUUCCGUUUAAAUAAUUAUUCUAAAAUUUAUAGUUCUACUUUGGCAUAUGCUAUUUCUGAAAAAAUUAUAUCUAUAGAAUCAUUAUAUUGCUUAAUAUCAAAAUUAAAAGAAGACGCAAUAAAAAUAGGUCUUUCAAUAAAUGAAGAAAAUUCAAAUUGCACAUCAAAUAAUAAAGAUAAAAAUAAUAUAUUCAUUUCAUUUUUAAAUGAUAAAUUAAAAAUUGUAGAGGAGCUACGAAUUUUAAUAUAUUGUGAUUCUUUGUUUGGAAUUAUUGACAGUAGUAACUAUAUAAAAGAAGUAUUAAAAAUAGUCAAUGACGCUUACAAUAAUGAAAAAGAGAAAAAAAAAACAACAAAUGAUGACUUAAAUUUAAAAAAUAAAAACUUUAAAAUGAAUUUGAACGAAUAUAUGAAUUUAUAUUUAAAUAUAUUAAAUGAUGGGAAAAGGAAAUUAAUGUUUUCGUGUGAAGGAGUUACAUCAAUUGUUAUUCAUUAUUUACUUUGGAAUUUAAUUAAUUAUAUAUUUAAUUUAAAUAAUAUAGAAAUUAUAUAUAAUAUCAAAAAGGAAAUUAUUCCUAUAAUAAACAGUUCUAAAAACCUUAAAAAGCAAACAAAUCAUAGUAAUUAUAAACCCCAAGAAAAUAAUAAGUAUAUGCCUAUAACCAAAAAUGGCAAUACUCUAUUAUCACAUAAUCAUUAUUAUAAACGCACAGUAACGCCUUUAAAUAAUAAACAUGGGAAAACUGAAAAUUACACAGCACACAAUAAUCAAUAUGAAGAUAAUUACACAGGAGAACAUUUCAUAAUAAAUACAUUAAAAUGCUUUUUUUCGACAAUAUCUAAUUCUAUAAUACAAAAUAUAAAAUACUUUGAAAAAGAAAUUGAAAAUUACAUAAAUAAAAAUAAUAAUACAGCAAUACAAAAUACAAUAUAUAUGAAAUUUUUUAAUGAUUUAAAAAAUUCAACUAAUAAUUCGAGACACAAUUUUUAUUAUAUAUAUUUGUCUAAUGAAGUUAAUUAUUACGAUCACUAUUUAGAUUUACAUUUUUAUAAUUUAGAAAAGCUUGAUUACUUAAUAAAGAAUUGUAAUCCAGAUUUUUUUCAAUAUAAGCAUAUGCGUUCUAUCAUUAUGAAAUAUCAUCAUUUUAAGAUGAUCCCCGAUAAUUACGUUGCUAGUUAUGAAAUGGGUAUAAUAAAAUACAUACAAAAUAAAAUUAAAUCAGUAAAUUCGUAA
Molecule: messenger RNA, 4908 nt
Organism: Plasmodium vinckei vinckei
Lineage: Eukaryota; Apicomplexa; Aconoidasida; Haemosporida; Plasmodiidae
Product: conserved Plasmodium protein, unknown function
Exons: 1
Coding region: 1-4908 (1635 amino acids)
Source: RefSeq, a predicted model, not a curated record